UGUCAGCCUCCAUGGCGAGGCAAGUCGGCAUGAGCGACGACAAGGGAAAUUCUCAAAAUCUACCUCACGCAGACAGAAAAUUUUACAAUAUACCUAUCCAACAAAUAAACAAUGGACAAAAGAAGAGGGGAGUAAGACAAAACGUAGAUUCUGCGAAACUGUUUAGAUAUAUAGAGGGAAAUGUGAUCGGAAACGACAAGAUUUUCUCAGGACCAUAUGGGAAUAGACAAGUUGUUUACUGUGACUACACAGCAUCCGGCAGGUCCCUGGGUUUUAUUGAGGACUAUAUAAAAGAGCAGGUGCUCCCAGACUAUGGAAAUACACACACUACCACUACAGUAACCUCUCUACAGUCAACUCUCUUCAGACAUGAAGCUAGAGAUAUCAUCAGGAAUUCUGUAAAUGCCAGUGAACAUGAUGCAGUGAUAUUUGCAGGCAGUGGCUGUACUGCAGCUGUACAUAAACUGAUGCAUGCUCUUCAUCUAACUGAACCACCGGUGGUUUUUGUAGGGCCAUAUGAGCAUCACUCCAAUCUACUUCCAUGGAGAGAGAAAGGGGCUCAGGUGAUAAGAAUACCUGAAACUGAUACAGGAGAGGUAGACCUGCAAAACCUUGAGCAGGAACUUCAGUCUUGGCAGAACAGUGGCAGACAGCUGAUUGGUUGUUUCUCUGCUGCUUCAAACGUAACGGGCAUCAUAUCUGAUGUUGACAUAAUAAGCGUCAUCUUGCACAGAUAUGGCGCUUUAGUGUUCUGGGACUACGCCAGCGCAGGGCCUUAUAUGAAGAUAGACAUGAACCCUGUCAUCACAGAUGACUCCCAGGGUCUUGCAUACAAGGAUGCUGUGUUCAUCUCUCCUCACAAAUUUGUUGGAGGAGUGCAGACACCAGGUAUAUUGGUGGCCAAGAAGAAACUUUUCAAGAACCCAGUUCCCUCAGUUUGUGGUGGUGGAUCUGUCUUCUUUGUUCGGAGGGAAGCUCACAGAUAUCUGCAAGAGGCUGAGAUGCGGGAAGAGGGAGGAACGCCACCUAUUGUUGAGUCAAUCAGAGCUGGACUUGUAUUCCAGCUGAAAGAUGCCGUCACUUCUGAGGCCAUCAUGCAACGAGAACACCAGCUCUGCAGGAGGGCAUUUGAAUAUUGGAAAGACACCCCAAAUUUGAUCAUUUUAGGCAGUCAUACUGCACCGCGUCUGCCCAUCUUCUCUAUUCUAAUCAAGCACUCAGGGAUAGGAUUAUUUCUGCAUCAUAACUAUGUGUGUGCUGUGCUCAAUGACGUGUUUGGUAUCCAGACUAGGGGAGGAUGUGCCUGUGCCGGUCCUUAUGCACAGGAUCUGCUUGGAAUUAGUGAAGAUUUGGCCACAAAAAUUGAAGAUAUCCUAGUAGAGGAUAGGAGGCUGGACAGAGUCCAUUUGAGACGAUAUCGGGAAUAUUCUGAGAGAGAAAUUUUAAGACCUGGGUUUUCUCGUAUUAAUCUACCCUAUUUCAUGAAUGAUGAGUGUGUGGAGUUUGUGCUAGAUGCAGUGAAGAUGGUAGCUGAACAUGGCUGGAAACUUUUACCACAGUACACAUUUAACCCAGAAACUGGAGAGUGGAGGCACAAACAACAUCAGGUUUUCAAAGACAGAAAAUGGCUUGGUUACAUCUCCUAUGAAACUGGCAAAAUGGCGUACAGAGAACCUCAGUUUCAGAGCAAAGGUCCAUUGCCAUCAGAUUUACAGGAUUGCCUCAUGCAAGCAGAAAAUAUAUUCGAUAAUGCUGGCAAGGUUAGAAUAAAUCUUGCAGACCAGACAUUGAUGUUUGAUAAGCAGACGUCAUCCAUAAGAUGGUUUGUGCUACCCAGUGAGAUUCUGAUUAAAAGUGACACACCUAUAUCUCCUCCAUUUGUGCCAAAGAAUUACUCUGAAUAUGUUGUUAAUUUGAUUAACAAGCAAAGUGAUGACUCUCUGUUAAAGAUCUUAAAAACUGGAAGUGAAAACGGUGCUGAUGGGAAAUUGAAAAAGACUGAAAAUGGUUUCAUUGCAGCUGAUGUUGUAGAAUGUGAGAACUUCCGUGUUGAUGCUUGCUGUGAAUAUGAAAAUGAAUCAAAGUCAAGCUCGGAAAAUGGCAGCAGUUUCUCUGAGGGCAUGGCCGUUUUUCUAAACACUGGAUUUGUUGAAAGUUGCCCAUCAGGUGCAACAGCUGAUAUGGAUCAGAAAAACAGUCAUAAAACUUCUAAGCAGACAACAUUAAAUUUUGAAGUUUGUGCCAAUGACUCAUCCUCUUUCAAUAAGCUAUCAAAAAAUAGGACAUCAAGUUGCCUCCAUGAAUCUGAAGAGGCUAAUAAGGAAGUGACUGGUGUCAUGAAAAGCAGUACUCCUCAUUUGUCUCAUGCUGCACCAAGUGUAGGUGGAGCCAGUGUGGAUGGUAAUGACACAUCAUCUUGGUCAACUGCUCAGAAAUCUCCACCAGAGGGUGGCAGUGUUACUGAGAGUUCUAAAAUGAGCCAGUCAAACGAGGACAAAAACAUGGACAAAGCAGACAACACUUUGCUUCAGUUGAAAGAAUUAAAUGGGGAUGGUGCAAUUGUUGCUAAAGAAACAUUUGUGGUGUCAAAAGAAAUCCAGAGCACUAGUGUCAAAAGUUCUGGAAAAGACACGAAAGAUGACAAAUCAGUGAAUACUGGCACACAGCAGAGAGCAGCUAAAUCUAAGGGGCCAUGCUGGCAUGCACCACCCAAGAAUAUCUUCAAACCAACAGUUGAGGCACUGGAGGAGCACAGUAUGAUCCAGGAUGGGGACAGGGUGUUAGUGUGUAUAUCAGGUGGGAAGGACUCCCUGUCACUGCUACACACUAUUAGGCAGUAUCAGUUCUAUGCUAGGAAAAAGGGCAUAUCCUUUGAGUUUAGUGCCAUGACAGUGGAUCCACAGACCCCCUCCUAUGACCCAAGUCCACUGAAAGGCUAUCUGGCCAGUCUAGGGGUGCCCUAUUACUAUGAGGAACAAUGUAUACUGGACACAGCCAUGAACCUCCCAUAUGAGUGUGCAUCUAUCUGUAGUUUUUGCAGUCGCAUGAAGCGCGGACGCAUUUAUCACUGUGCGAGGAGAGAGGGGUACAAUGUACUUGCUUUAGGUCAGCAUUUGGAUGAUCUGGCAGAAAGUUUUCUGAUGUCCAUUUUCCACAAUGGUGUGCUGAGGACCAUGAAAGCUAACUACACUGUACAAGAAAAGGAUCUCAGGGUUAUCAGACCAUUUGUAUAUGUCCGUGAAAAAGAUCUAAGAGAUUUUGCUGAACGCCAAAAGUUACCUGUGAUUCCAGAAAAUUGCCCUGCAUGCUUUGAGGCACCCAAGGAACGCCAUAGGACAAAACAACUUCUGGCUGCUCAAGAAAUCUUAUUUCCACGCCUGUACAACAGCAUUAUGUCAGCCAUUAAACCCCUUAUGGCUAUAGGAAGGACUGGAGUGAACAUGAAGAAAAUAUUGACACAGUUUAGCGAGAUGGAUACUGGGGAUGGGGAGGAUGAAGUUGAAAUCUGAACAAUUUUAUUUAGUAAAAUUUCCAGUGCUACAGAGCCUGUUCAGCCUAGCUUCUUUAUUUUCAAAUUUCUAUAUGCAUGCCCACUUGGCUCGUUUGAAUUUCUUCAUUGUUUCAGUCAAGUUUAUAGCACCAUUCAGGCAUGUCACCCCCUAUAUAACCACAAAAUCUGCAGGUUGCUAGUUUGUGAUUGGUUAACGUUCUUCAAACUUGCUGCUGAAUUUCAGGGUCUCAUGAGUUUGCAUGUGGAGGUUUUGGAAGUGAAGAAGCUCAAACACAUGGGGCCCUAAAUUAAGGGUACCAGUACAGGAGCUAACUGGGGGCUACCAUGCAGGCUGCAGCGUGUUAUCCUAGUUUAAACUGAAUGAUUUUAUUUUUAUGGCCAAUUUUUUUCAAAUAUUAAUGAAACCUGAUAAAUCACCAGGAGACAGGACUAUUUUAAUAGCAUCAUUUCAAUGCAGCAUUGGAUGUUUUAGACAAAUAGGACUGAUUGAAUAAUGUAUUUUGUGAGAUUAUAGAGAAAUCAGUGAUUAUAUUGAAUAUUUAUUAAUAAUAUUAAAAGUAUUAAAAUGAUA
This is a messenger RNA of Lingula anatina, 4082 nucleotides long. RefSeq lists its product as uncharacterized. The record is from RefSeq and is a predicted model, not a curated record. Lineage: Eukaryota; Metazoa; Brachiopoda; Lingulata; Lingulida; Lingulidae.